UCUUUCCACAUACACGCAUCAAGAUUGCGCGUAGUUUCAGCAGCAAAAGCUCACGAAGGAAGUAUCAUACAUGUAGAAGAACGAUUUCAAGCGGUUCCACCUCCAAAACGGAAUAAAGAGUCUUUUAUGGCUGCAAUUGCCAACUUCAGGGAAAGCAAGCCACGGGGACAUGUGGAAUUUAUUACCACUGCUUUAAAAUAUUUGAAGGAAUAUGGUAUUCAUAAAGAUCUCGAAGUGUACAAAGCCUUACUGAAUAUUUUCCCGAAAGGAAAAAUGAUUCCCCAGAAUACCUUUCAAAGGAUAUUUUUGCAUUUUCCAAUGCAGCAAAACUGCUGUGUCAAAGUUCUGGAUGAAAUGGAGUGGCACGGCGUACACCCAGACAAGGAAAUCCACGACAUUGUGGUGAAUGCUUUCGGCGAGUGGAAUUUUGCUACACGCAAGAUUAAGCGGAUGCUUUACUGGAUGCCAAAGCUACGGUAUUCGAAUAAGUAUCUAGACCGUCGCAUUGUAGAAGGAAAAUCGCUGACUGCAGCCGAGCUUGCAGGCGUUGCUUUGAAAAUGAUGUGCCCUGAUCCCGGUACUUCUAUAUCGUUAACGAGGGUGAGUGGACACACUCCAACAACCCCACCCACUGAAACGGAAAAGGAUGCCUGGCUUGCUUUUGCCCAAAGUCAUAUUCAAAAGAAUUUAGUCCGAGAUCUUCCUGAGGAUACAGAGGUGUUCAUUGACGGUCCCCACACUGUGUACGUGAUGGAACACCAAGUGCAAUACAUAACAAUGACAUGCACGCCCCUUUAUCCUCCAGGCGACGAAUUUAAACACGAAACGUUCGAAGAGGACUUCUCACAUUGGUUCACAGAAUGGAAAAAUGAACGAUACGAGAGGAAGACCUCAGUUCACGAACAAAAGCACGAAACAAUUCUUGCCCUUGGUGCAAUGCACAGGAAUGACAACAAAACAGCAUCGUUAUGGUUGGAGCGUCUGCAAGAGGAAAACCCGAACUUGUCAAGGUUAAGACCUCGACUGAGGCUUGAUCGAGGCGUUGAAUAUUCUGCUGAAGCUCAGCAAUAA
Messenger RNA from Haemonchus placei, 1071 nucleotides. The record is from the annotation of a GenBank genome assembly. NCBI's taxonomy places the organism in Eukaryota, Metazoa, Nematoda, Chromadorea, Rhabditida, Trichostrongylidae.